Messenger RNA from Symbiodinium pilosum, 1239 nucleotides. The record is from the annotation of a GenBank genome assembly. Lineage: Eukaryota; Dinophyceae; Suessiales; Symbiodiniaceae.
AUGCACCAAAGGAAGAUCCAAUCGGAAAGGGUUGGCUGCGUGAAGGAGUUACUGGUGGCGACGAGGAGAGAUAUUUGCUCGAUGGACAUCAGGCUCGUAGCUGCGAUCUGUAGCAUUCUCAUUGGCAUUGCCCAUCCCUUGUGCACAGAGCUGGCGAAAUCAGCCGAGAUCCACAUAUGUACCAGCACUGGUUGCGAAUGGACGGCCAAGCGCGCCAUGCCCUUCAAAGUGAUCGAGCUCACCAUGACCUCACAAACGGUGGCCGUUGUCCUGGCGGCCUUCACGGUGGUGCGCACUCGCAGCUCCAUUCAGGUCUCCGUCCAAGAGCUCCUGGAUUGGAGGUCUUUCAGGUGCGCGCUGCCGAUCGGGUGCCUUUACGGUCUCGGUGACCUUCUCCAGACUAUCGCCUGCAACAUGGCCUCUGCACCCGUUGUCCUCAUCGUCGGCCAAAGUAAGCUCUUCCUGACAGCGCUGUUGUCCAAGUUUUUCCUGGAGAGCGCUCCGCACACGAGCUGGCACAAAUGGUUGCGGCUUUUGACCAUUUCCUUGGCUGCUGUGGCCGCCGUCGAUACAUCUGGAGGGCCCAUCGCCGAGAUGAGCGAGACCAUGAGUGGUGCUGGCUUGGCGCUGUUGAAGGCUGCGCUCAGUUCUACAGGAGCCAUCGUGUCGGAGAAUCUGUACAAGAGCCGCACUGCCGAUUUCUGGGUAGUUUCUUUCCAUGUGCAAUCUGCGAUGUUGAUGACCAGCUUGAGCCUCUUGCUUCUUGGCUAUGGUGGCCCUUCACCCAAGCCGCUUUGUCCGUGCACCCCCGAGGCUGGAGAGAGCACUUGUCUUUGCGCCACACGAUCUGGCAAGGACCUCUGGACGUGGAUUGCAGUGCUGGCGAUCGUCCUCAACGGCUAUGCCACAGGCUUCUUCCUCAAGCACCUUUCUGCCGUCUGCAAGGCUGUUUGCAACCUUGCGAGCUCGGGGGUGUGCUGCCUUGCAUGCUGGAUCUGCCAGCUGAGCAGCUGCACGGUGACACAGGCCGUCGUCAGUGGCAUUGUUCUGCUCCAGUCUUUCGACUAUGCUUUGGAGAAGGCCGAGGAGGGAAAAACCGAAGCCAGGUUGCCACUUCCCACGCCAUGCCGAUCGCAGAAGGAAUCCGCGAGCAACAACAGCGAGUGGUUGACUCAAUAUGGCGCUAUGGGCGCCAAGCCUGGGACAGUGAAGCAGGAAAUUGAGUGCUGGCCACAGUGA